UCCCACCCUGGCGGCGAGGCGAGGCCUCAGUCUGCGCCAGGUCGCCGCACGGGCAGCAAGCACACCGUCCCCGACACAAACACACAGCCGAAUCAGUGUUUAUCACAUCCGCACGGACGUACGCGCCGAACACGCCUGAAGAUUUGUAAAGCGUUUAUUCCCUGAUUGCAGGCCCACGGCCAUGGCGACCGACGUGGGCCAGCUGCCGCCCCAGCCAGACGACGUGGAGCAGAUCAACGAUGAGGAAGUGCUGCGCCGAAUGUGGCAAGCGGCGGAGGACUUUGGCCGCAAGAAAGAGAUACGCGCACGCAUGUACAAGCUGCGCGAGAAACGCUUGCGCGACUUCUACACGACCGGUGAGGUGCUAAAGGACGUGCAGAGCGCCGACCCGCACGCGGCCAUCCGCGAGGAGACGCCCAAGCGGGGCGGCACCACCUACCGCGAGCUGGUGGUGGGCGAACUGCGCGCGGGCGACCACUUCGACAUUCGCGAGAAACCGGCCGAGCAGACCAAGCCGGCAGAGUUGAUCGAGAGCUCCGAUGGCUCGCACCAGCUCCAGCAGCAGGCGGUGACCGUGAUUUUCGAAUCGACCACGACCACCACGACGACCAGCGGCUCGCUGCAAGAGAUGCUCGACUCGCGGUCGGAGGCGGAAAGUCCGCCGGCCAGCAGGACCAGCAGCCGCCGCAGCUCAAAGUCCAGUCCUUCCAGGGGCUCGGAUAGCCGCCGCUCCAGCACAUCGGAAGGCAAAAUGAUUUCCAGUCCGACCAGGGAGGUCAAGGUGACCACCUCGAGCUACGUGUGUUCUUCCAGUUCUCCAUCCAGAGAGGUGGAGAUCAUCUCAACCGAGAGCUCCGGCUCCCGCCGCACCAGCGACGCCAGGGUCUCGAGCACCCCUCCGCGAGAGGUCAUCAGAAGUCCGUCAAGGGAGUCGGGAAGCCGCUGCUCCAGCGCUGCGGAGGUCAAGCUGGCCUCCAUUUCAACGAGCGAGGUCAAGUUGAUCACCUCGAGCUUCGAGUCCACCGCAUCCAGAGUGUCCAGUUCUCCGUCCAGAGAGGUGCUCAGCUCUAGCUACCGCCGCAACAGUGACGCUAGAGCCUCCGAGGCCAUCCGGAGUCCCGCGGGCAGCCGUCGCUCCAGCACGACCGAAUCGAGGAUGACCUCUGACGAGGUCAAGAGCCGCAGCACUCCUCAGCGCGAGAUCUUCGAGGUCAAAAUGAGCUCCAACGAGAGUCAGGAGCUCAAAUCGAGUUUGCGCCGUUCUAGCGAGACCAGAAAGUCGAGCUCUCCAACGCGAGAGAUGAGCAAGAGCCCCGUCCGGUCGGACGCGGGAAGUCCGACCCGCCAGGUGUCCAGCCGCAAGUCGAGCGUGUCCGAGAAUAAAGAGGACGCGCAGUUCUCGACCUUCACCUCGGUGACCCUGGUGCGGCAGCAGGAAGGUGGAAGCCGCGUAACCUCGCCCAACAGGAGGAAGCUGUCUUCGGCGUCAAAGGCCAGACGGGCCGGCACCCCAAGCGCCUCGCCACCGUGCAGCCCUAGCCACGAGGAGGAGCGACACGACGAGUCGAGCGACGAAGAGGUCGCCACCGUCCGGUCAAAGGUGGAGGACGCCGCCAAGCCCAAGUCUAUCCUGCGCACCCCAGAGCAGCGCAAGAAGAGCAUCACGGACGAGGCCAAGAAGCCAGAGCCCAAGAAGGCCGAGCCGCAGCAGGUCAAGCGCGCCGUGGCCGAGGUUAAGCUGACCAGGAAGGCCGCGCCAGAGAAGAAGCCGGUGACGGAUGCCAAGAAGACACUGCGCAGGAGGAGCCGCGAGCAAGUGGAGGACUCGAGCGAACGCGACUCUUCCUGCUCGCCGGUGCGCACCAGGACGCUGUCCAAAUCAAAGGUCAGUCCGAAGCAGGAGACCGCACCCGCCACCUCGACCACCACCUCGACCCUGAAGCGUCCCACCAAGCUGCCCAUACUGAAUAACGCCGCCGCCAAGAAGCAGCCAGAGCCUGCUGCUGGGAAGCACGAGGACCGGUGCUGCAACCGCAAGCACGGUUCCGCCUCACCAGACAAGCCAUGGCGCCAGAGCCCGGUUCAGAGUCCCAAGAAGACGUCGCCCACCGGCAAAAAGGCCCACAGGUCUCCAUCUUCCAGCCCCGAGAGGGCCGCACCAAUCGAGACCAAACCUACCAAGAAAAUUAUGCAGACCAUCACCAGCCCCACAACCAGGAAAACCGUCGAGAGCACUAUCAAGAAGACGAUCAUCGACAGGUCUUCCACCGCUACCUGCGUCAAAACGCCUGAGAGGGCCGUGACGAGCAAACCGCGCAGUUCCACAACUCCGAUCAAAACGGAAACAAACCGUUUCCAACGAAAACCCGUCGAGGUAACAAAGCCCGUUGCUUCCCCGGCGCCGAUCGUGCGAAAGUCCGCCAUUCAAACUUACCAGCGCACGCAGGAGAGCAGAAAAACGACUACGACGGCCACCACCGUCCGGCAGCCGCAGCCGCAGCAGAAGCAGAAUAACAACGCGCCGCGCACCAACGGACGCAGCGUGUCUGGCUCCAAGAUCGUGGAGAAGGCGCCAAAAGAGGUGCCUAAGGUGACACAGACCCCAAAGGAACCUGCUCCUGCUGUUACAAUCAGCAAGCCAGUAGAGUCGGAGGAGGAAAGCGGCGGCGUCUCGACCGAGGAGGAUGAGACGGUCACCGAGCUGGAGGACAUCCGCUACAGUAGCAACAACCUGCUGGACACGGAGGACGAGGAGAACAGCUCGCGGCGCCUGCUGGCGCAGGGCCAGACGCACAUCCAGCAGCUUUCAAGGGACUCGUCGCCUGAUGGCCGUCCACAGCGCUUCGCCGACCGCGUCAGCGAGCCUGAGAGCGACUUCGAGUCGACCAAGCGUGAGCGGACACCCCUGGAGGUGGUCGUGCCGCCCGGAGGCCUUGACGGCCUGCGCGAGGAGGAAGAUGAGGACGAGGAGAAGGAAGAGCCUGCGCUGCUCAGCGUCGCUGACAAGGCCAACAUUUUCCUCACCACCGACCUUGGAAAGGUUGAGAAGAAGAAGAAGGUGUUCGAGACGAACAAGGCGGUGAGCCUGGGCAAGGCUUUGUUCGAGCGUACGGAGGAGGAUAAGGAUGAGGCUCGCAAGAAGUACGAAAGAGACAUCCUGAGCCGGCCGUCCGUCUUCUCCAAGGUGACCGACCGCAUCCGCAACUUCGACCAGCCGGCCGCUGUGGAGCCGCCCAAGAAGGAGCCCGAGACCGUGAGAAAGCAGUCGGACGUCAAAGAGCCGGUGGUCGAGGAGCCCCUCAGGGCAGAGAAGGUGGCACCACUGUGCGAGGAGCCCGUCAGGGUGGAGAAAGUGGCGCCGGUGGUCGAGGAGCCCGUCAGGGUGGAGAAAGUGGCGCCGCUGUGCAAGGAGCCCGUCAGGGUGGAGAAGGUGGCACCGCUGUGCAAGGAGCCCGUCAGGGUGGAGAAGGUGGCACCGCUGAGUGAAGAGCAGCCCAAGGCCAGUGUCUCCAGGGCCAGCGGAAAGUUUGGCGUGACUCUGCGCAGGACCAGCAGCAAGAUCGGCGACUCGGUCGCGCCUGUGCAGGAACAAGCGCCAGAAGAAGCCAAACCGGCGGUGCAGCCUGCUGAGAAGAAGGUUGAUGAGGCUGUUGAUGUCCGUCAGUUGGAAAUCAUGCUUGAAAAAGCAACGAACUACGACGAAAGAAGACGUCUGCGUGCGGCUAUCAGAGACGCCAAGAAGACGCAGACCAUCUUCACAACGACUUCCACCACGAAGGUAUCGACGACUACGACUCGCAGAGCCUCGCCUACGCGACAGGUGAACGGCAGGAGGAGCGUGUCACCCGUGAAGAGUGAGAGCGGCCGCAAGAACUCGUCGCCGGCUCGCAAGCAGCCCGAGGAGGUGGACGGAAACACCGUCAGUACGCCGCUCAGGGCAGCCGAGGAGACAGCAAAGCCAGAGCUGGUCAAGCAGCCCAGCACUGGAAAGUUGGACAAGGGCAAGUUGGCCAGCUUCCUGAAGGAGGACAGCCCCUCUAACACCUCCGUGGCUACUAUCAAGAGGAAGGUGUCCCAAGAGACCGAGAGCGUGAGAAAAAUCUCUGCGCCACCUAGGGAAGCCAACCCGACGGACAGCGUAACCUCGAGCUACGGCGUCGGCCCCUUGGAUGAGUCUGGUCGGCCGUUGUUCGGGCUACGGGCCCUGAGAAGGACCCAAGAGCCGGCAGCUGCUGCGGCCCCGACAGAAGUGGUUGACCAGCCCACGCCGCCCAAGCAGGACGUCACCGACCUCUCAGGACGACCCUUGUUCGGCGGUCUGCGCGCUUUGAAGACUGUUGCGAGUGUGGUGCAAGAAAAGGAACCGGCUGCCGAAGAAGAAGAGAUGCCGGAGCUGCAGCCGUCGACUGGACAGCUAAAGAGCCUGGUGGAGCGGCACGAGCAGAACAGCAAGACGGGCACAACUGUUAGCCCUAGCAGCGCCCAGAAACCCAAGGCCAAGCUGCGUGAUACCUUCUUGAAAGAGGAGAGCCGCAGCCAAAUCGCCGCCGACACGCAAAAGAAGAGCAAAAAUGAGGCCCUGACCAACAGGACGAGCUCGCUCAAGGCGAUCAUCAAAAGACACGAGUCCAGCCAGGAGAUCACUAGUGCUCCUGUCGAACCUGUGCGUAAGAUCAGCACCGAGCAGGUGAAGAGCAUCUUGAAGAAGCCGCGCGAGCCGACGCCCGAGACGCCCGUGGUCAGCUCGGCGAGCAUCAGUUUGCGAAAGGACUCGAUUGAACGGCGACCAGGUGACUUCGAGCAGGAGUCGAUUGUUGAGGACGAAGACGGCGGACGCACCAUCGUCAAGAGCAUGCACCGCGAACGCAACGACGGCGACACGAGCACCGUGCUCAGCGCAACCUCGCGCAGUCACGUGUCGGGUGAUGGCUCACACGCCACAUCGCACUCGUCCAGUACGACCGUGACCUCGACCUCGAGGGGCAACGACAGCCCCAUCUCGAUGGCACGCGUCGGACGCAGUGGCUCCGUGCGCGCCCUCCAACAGAAAUUCCAGCAGAACAACAUCGAGUCACCCGAGCCGCGCUCCUUCCCCAAAGCCGGACUCAUCUUCAGGACCAACAGCUUCAAACACGCCAAUAACGGCGACUAUAGAAACUCAGGCGCUGAUUCAAAAGACGUGUGCGAAGAGAAUGCACAGAGGACAGAACAAGUGACUGAAAAAGAAGGGAGCGUCGAGCGCCGCGUGAUGGAAACGCGCGUCUUCUCUGAAAGCUCCACUUCAUCCAAUUCGCGAUCAUUCCUCGGUAACAACUCCAAGGUGACCGGAGUGCAGGACGUGCUGUCCCGUAUGCGUGAAGCCGACAACGAUCAAGAGGAAGGUUUGAGCUGCGAGGACCGAGAGGCGAAAUCGCUGCUGAACAAGUUCCUGGGCGCGUCGGUGCUGAUGCAGGGCAUCGAACCCCUGCUGCAGGCCCAGAGCUCCGCCCUCGUCAGCCAGGUGGAGAAGCAGCGACUCGCUGUUGCGCAGGAGGAAAAGAAGCCUUCCGGUGACGACAUCGACGAGGUCACCGACCAGGCGCACCUCAGAAGACUCUUGGACGCCGCUUCUGACUACGACACCAGGAGGCAGAUCCGUGCUAGGUUGCGCACCCUGAUGGCCGACAAUAAGGUCACUGACAGCAGCGAUGGAGUCGCGGACAGUGCGUCGCGUUCCGUUCACGGUGAGUUGCUGCCGAUGGCAGUGGACCAGUUGAUGGCCACCCUCGAGCACAAUUUCAAUCCAGUGGUUAACAAUGGUGGUGGUGUUGGUGGUGGUGACGAGGGGGGUUCGGUGGGGGAAGAGUGCGACGGCCCCGCGGUAGACUCGGGCACCGAGUCGGGCGAAGAUCCGCGCACGCCAAACAGCCAGUCGCAGGUGGACCUGGCGCCUAAGAAGCCCGCCUCCGAGCUGCCUCCGGAGGUGCUUGACGAGGUGCUGGGCGCGCUGGCCAAGCUGCAGGGUACCCUGCAGAUGGCCGCCGGUGAGGACGUCGAACCAGAGCGCAAGGAGGCCAUCCUGUCACUGGUCAACAAGCUUCAGGGCUCGUUGCCGACAACCGAGAGCCGGGCGGCGCCGCAGCCGGCGCCGCGCAGGAAGAAGUCGGCGCGACACACGGUCGGCGUGACCCAGGGUGACCUGGUGCCCUUCAGCCCGAUGCGGCCGUCGGAUUUCAACGCCCGCCUCGCGCUCAAGGAGGAUUUCGAGGCGCACGACCCGGUCAGCGCUCUGACACUGAAGCGCCCGCUGCACCGCAGGAGCGUCAGCCAGGGUGGACAGGGUGGCCAGCGCAGCCGCUCACUUCUGGUCGACGACCCCAGCCAAAUCCUGUUCACGCCCGAGCAGAGCGUGCAGAUCGCCGUGCACAAGGCGGCCAUCAACAAGCAGCUGUCGCAGGAGGAGGACAACCGCAGGAAGGAGCGGCCCAACCGCGAGGGCUCCGUAGAGGCCGAGCUCUCCUUCCCGGAUUCGGUCGUCAACGAGGCGCCGCAAGUGGCCGACUUAAACGUGGACAAGAUGAUGGCCAACGAUGAAAACUACGAGCUGAAGGCUCCAGAAAUGGUGAAGGAGGCCGCGGCAAAGCCGAAGCCAGUCCCCGUGGUGCCCGCAGUGCCGAUGGAAAAGAAGGAGCUGCCCAAGCCAACGCCAGAGAAGCCGGUGUCGAAGCCAAUUUUCGCCACGCAGGACCCACCCAAGCCGGUCUUCUGCAGGGCCGAGCUGCCGAGGCCACCGAUGCUGGAGCCGCAGAAGACCAAGCCAAAGACGGAGGCCAAGCCGCUGUUCAGACCGCCAUCGGAGCCGCCAAAGGUGAAGCCCGUGAAGGCUCUGGCGCUGGAACUAGAGUCGCAAGAGCCGGAGGAGGCCAAGUCGGGCGGCGUGUUGUGGGGCAGCAUCUGCCAGUCGGCCCGCGACGACCGAAAACUCGUGUCCAGGGCUGAGAAGAAACGCAAACUGAAACGGGCCAACACCAUCGACAUCCCAAAGCCGCUGGACGCGCAGGACCUGCACGACUCGGACGAAGAUGAGGACGUGAACGCCGGGGUGCCGCAGAAGGCGAGCCUCGAGCUGCCGUUCGUGGCCAAAACGGACAACGACCGCAAGUUCCUCGCCUUCCUCGAUCGCAAGAGCCCCAAGGAGGGCGUGCGGACAAGCAGCGCUGCCCCCGGCGGCCACCAGUGGAACAACCGCUUCUCCAACCUGAAGACCAACUUCGAGAAGACCGAUGCUAAAAAGUUGGAUGAGCUGCCGCCACCGGCGCCGGCGGUCAUCCUGCGGCCGCACGAGCCCAAGAGCGUCAGGGAGCACGAUCAGAUGAAGCGCAAGUCGAGCCUGCCGACGGUGUCCCGCAACCAACCGCUGCCGUGGGCCAGCGCCGGCCAAAACGUUGUGGUCGUUGGCAGUCUCACCGUCAAGCAGAACCAGAACGUGCAGCAGAAAAAGCAGCUGUUCGCCGAUACCAAGCCCAAGGUGGAGGCCGCCGUGAAGCCGCCGCCGGAGCCCAACAAGGAGGACCAGCUGAUGGAGAUGCAGCGGCAGCAGCAGCUGCGAUUCGUGCAGCAGAAGGAAGCGCAGGAGCGCUACCGCCGGCAACAGGAGAGCGUGCGCGGCCCGGCGCCAGUCGGAAACUUCCACCACGCGCCAAACUCGGCCUUCCGGCCGCUGGCCAAACAGAAACCACCACAGGCGACCACUCCGCGGAUCGAGUACAGCGCCUCCGUGGCCACCGAGACGCGGCAGCUCAACAUGCGCAUUUACAACAAGGAGAAGGAGCAGGAGCCGGAGGUGCAGGAGGUGGAGGCGCCGCCGACCAUGAUGACGGCCGUUUCUCGCGUCAAGGAGGGGCCACGCAGCCAGCAGGCGACCGUGGUGCACGGACAAGUGCAGCACCGUGACAGCCCGAGCAGAAACUCUCUGGCUAAGAGCCACCUGCGCAGCAUUCUGCCGGACAGCCCGUUCUCGCUGGCGCGCAGCUCGCACUCCACCUCGGACAUGCUGGACGCCGCCUUCCAGGCGCGUUUCGACAGCAGCCAGGCGUCGUCGCGCUGCUCCACACGCUCGCCGCCCGACAUGCUGCUUCCGGCAGCCACCUGCAAGCUCGAGUUUCCGCUGCACCACGCGUCACCGCUGCCCUUCUCGCCACCGACGCAGCGCCGCGGCCUCUGCAAGAGCGAGUCUUCACACCAGAUCGGAUCGGCUGGACUGCUGAGCGUGCCGACGUCGACGCCGCCGAUGCGUCGGUCGCCGUCGGGCGCCAAGAUCCACCUGUUCUCGAAGCAGUACGAGGCGCAGUUCACGGCGGACAGCGCCGAGGACAAGCAGCGGCAGGUGCUGGCCUACCUGGGCGAGUCGUCGUCGACGUCGCCGGCGAGCAAGUCGCCGGCGCGCUCGCCCAGGGCGGCGGCCGUCGCCUACAACAGGCAGGACACGCUGCGCGGCUUCGUGCACGACGACGACCUAGAGAACGUCGACGAAGAGUUCGAGCGGCUGUUCGAGUCGGCGGUGCGGCCCAGGGCGACGCAGCCGCCGGCCUCAGCGUCGGUGAGACUCUCGCACAGUGUGCCUAGCUCGCCCACCGGCAAGAAAAGCGAGUUUUCUAUGAAGACGAGCUCCUCGACCUCCACCAUCCAGCUGGACGGAGGGACCAAAAUUUCGAGUGUUUCCUCCACGAUGACUUCAAAUACCCGCGUUUCUAAAGCCCCUCCCAGUAAGCUGAAGAUGUCCCCGUUUGACAAGUUCAGGCAGCUGGACGAGCAGAACUCCAGUCCCUCUCCUAGCACCCCCAAAACGCCCGGGGGAAGCAUCAGCGGUCCGUUGUUUAAAUUCACGGACGCUGGCCUCAAUAGGAGCGCCUCCAACGUCAAAGAAAGACUUCUGUACUGGUGUCAAGUCAAGACUAAGGAAUACAAGGAUCUGAAGAUCGAGAACUUCUCGACGAGUUGGAACAACGGUAUGGCCUUUUGUGCUCUGAUUCACCACUUCUGUCCUGACGCCUUCAACUACGAAGAACUUCGUCCUGAAAACCGGCGCAAGAACUUUGAGCUCGCCUUUCGAGUCGCAGAGGAGAAGGCGGAUAUUGCACCUCUCCUUGACGUAGAUGACAUGGUGAUGAUGAAAAAACCAGACUGGAAAUGCGUCUUCACCUACGUGCAGUCCAUCUACCGCCGGUUCAAGGACGAAGACUAAAUUUGCUUUAAACUUCUCGUCCUUCUCUCUUUUUCAAGAAGAAAAUGUUGAAAUAAUUUAUUACGACUUUUGUACUCUAAUUUCCAAUCAAGUGUUUAAUUUAUUGAUUGUUUAGAAAGUUAGAUGACCGAACUUAUGCGUUUUGUUUCAAUUUUCAUUGUUAAAACUUAUUAUUUAUCACGUUCUUUGGAAAAGUAGAGAAGUACGCGCGUCUGUCUGUGGGCGCUGCUUUUUAUCGAAUUCCGUCCGCCAUCCGUUGUUCUAAACUCGUGCGUGUGUGUUUGUGUUGAAACGCUGGCAAUUUGAACUAUACAUCCACGAGCAUAAUUGUUUUAAAAGUAAAAAUCACUCUUUUAUUUGUAUUUUUUGUCGAUCGCAGUCUGUGAGAAUCUCCUUUAUAUUCGGCGAGAUGUCACUCGAUUGUCCUCUCUCGCGCACGGUGCUUGGUUUAAUUUUACACGCCUCUCUCCUUUUAUAUCAGAAUAUUUUAAUUGUAUAUCAGAAGGAUAAAAAUUUAUACCGAUUCACGUUUCGAAUAUAGUUUGACGACUUAUUUUAAUGUUGUACACACUUUUAAUAACACUUUGCCUACUUAGCCACGUAGCAACUUCACUGACGAUUAUUUGUGAUGCAUAAUAUUUAAUUAUAUAAUAUUGUAUAACGAAACAUACUGUCUAAUAAAGAUGGCUACCAUUGUA
Messenger RNA from Cloeon dipterum, 9921 nucleotides. Its product is annotated as titin homolog. The record is from RefSeq and is a predicted model, not a curated record. Lineage: Eukaryota; Metazoa; Arthropoda; Insecta; Ephemeroptera; Baetidae. Gene Ontology annotation, molecular function: protein binding. Bases 182 to 9223 code for a protein of 3013 amino acids. Gene Ontology annotation, biological process: actin cytoskeleton organization. The transcript is spliced from 28 exons. Gene Ontology annotation, cellular component: microtubule organizing center; filamentous actin.